AUGGUCCCACACACGUCCACCACACACAGCUAGUACAACGGAGCGAGAAGAUGACAAUACUAUCACAGCACUGCUGCCGGCCGUGCGGUCACUGUCGUCAGGGAGAGUGUCAAGGAAAGGUGAUAGGGAAUGUCCGGACCCAGCAAGGACAUUCAAUUGUCAUGUAAAACUCAUUAUUAUAGGACAAACAACAGAGUCAGGCCCUAUUGAACCGAUAACUUUCAGAGAUUGGUGCACUUUUUCCUGCUGGUAAACUACCUCAAAACAGAAAGGACCAUUUCAGACAAGCUGUGGAAACAAAACAGUUUGUUGCUUUUAACUGCUCGGCCAUGACUCACCACAAAGGACCGAGGAUGGGUGUUUGUGGUCAACUCAAACAAGAUUGAAAAGGUUAAGUGAUACGUGUCUUAAAGAAUAUUGUGAGAUAACCCAGACCUCACUAUGAGGGCGGGUCGAGAGCCAGACCCGGUGGACAGCCACUUUGGGGAGGAGCUUGACAAGGACAUGAAUGCGGUGCAUCUGCGCCAUUUGGCACAGAAAGUCAGAGCUGAAUUUCUGGGUCGUCUUGACGGCCAUCUUGAAGAUCUUUUGGAUAGCUUCGUUGGAGAGGUGGAGAAACAGAGCGAGACUGACUGCAUGUUCCAGGAAACCCAUCAUAAGACUUCAGACAAAGAAUCGAAAACACUAAAGGAAAAGGUGUUCGUUGCCAGGGAGUCUCUCCUAACGCAAUUACUUGUCAACAAGAACAUCAAGACGAUUUAUAACAUAUUCAUUGCCAUGCUGAUUGUAUUCAUAAUGAAUAAAGCUGUGCACGAAUACAGCGAGACCGGAGGUGUGAAGCUAAAUGUGGAGAUGCUGCUGUGGCAGUUUGGUCAGUUCCCCGUCGUCCUCUCAACGUGGUGCGUCAUGAUGAUGUGGACCAUGGUUGUCAACUUUGUCCUGUUCCAGUACUGGGCCAACAACCGCCAUAAAAAACGUCACAUUCCAGACCCGAUAUGGCUGGGCGUGUAUGUGACGUCGCAGCUCAUCAUGGGCGUUUUCCCCAUUUGGUCGGUUGUCAAUCACCAGCUUCCCCCUGCCUCCACCAUCAUCAUCAUUGCAGAGCAACUGCGUCUGUUCAUGAAGCUCCACUCGUUCGUUCGGGAGAACAUUCCAAGGGCACUGAAAUGGAGGCCACCCCACGUUUCAAAUGGUAGUCUGCUUCAACGGAAUGGUCUCAACGGGCGGAACGGUCACGUCCGUACCAACGGCCACAUGAGAAGCAACAGCGAGGGCACUCCCCGCCUCAGGACCCCAGUCAGCGGUAACAGCCCCGCCAGCGCGUCCAGAAUAAGUGACUCUCCUUCCUCACCUUGUCCUGACUUCUCCAAAUUCCUCUACUUUCUCUUUGCCCCAACGCUGAUCUACAGAGAUCAGUAUCCAAGGACACCCAGUAUUAGAUGGAACGUUGUCAACACUAACUUCCUUCAGGUCCUUGGGUGUCUGUUCUACACUUACUAUACCUUUGAGCGAUUCUGCAUUCCGAUCUUCAAAAACUUCAGCCAGGAGACGUUGACCCUCCAGCGCCUGGUGCUGUGCGUCUUCAGCUGUAUGCUGCCCGGUACCCUGGUUCUUGUCCUGGCCUUCUUCGCCAUCCUUCACUCUUGGAUGAACGCCUUCGCAGAGAUGAUGCGUUUUGCCGACAGACAGUUUUACAAAGAUUGGUGGAAUUGCAAGUCUUAUGCCAACUACUACCGCACAUGGAACAUUGUGGUCCAUGACUGGCUGUACACGUACAUCUAUAGAGACUUCCAGCUUCUCCGGAUUAGCAAGAGCAUUUCCAUGAUGGCCGUUUUUGUCAUCUCUGCUUUCGUCCAUGAAUACGUCUUGUCUUUUGCCUUUGGAUUCUUUUACCCGGUACUCAUGUUCCUGUUUGGCGGUGUGGGCUUUCUCUUCAUUUUCAUAACCAGCAAGGGUUCCUCCAACAUCUACAACAUCUUUGUGUGGUUGUCGCUAUUCAUGGGCAAUGGCGUCCUGAUGUGCCUGUACAGCCAAGAGUGGUACGCUCGACAAAACUGUCAAACCACCCCAGAGAUUGUCACAUACUGGGAUUUCUUGGUUGAUUUGACCGUGCCAAAGUCUUUCUUCUGUAACUGGAAACUUUAAGUGGAGCACCAUUUCAGGAGAUGAUGCAAGUAUUUAUAACCAAUGGCCUUUAUAGUGUUUGUGAUGAUGUAUAACGUGGCAGCUAUACGCCCUCCUAAAUCACCCAACAAAGUGUAAUGAUGCCAUUUGUGAUGGUCCAAAGAAAGGUUAAAGGGAACACCAGUCUGGUUCCUUUUCAGCAGCACUUGUCAAUACUGUAUGUGUUUACGGGCACCUAACAAAGACGGUCAAAUCAUUACAAAGAUGCGUAAUAGACUUCACAGAUACAACUGAUGGGACUUGUGUAAGAGUGCAGUUGUUCUGUUAGAGAACAGAGUGGCCCCUGGUCAUUGCCUUGGUGUGCCUUGGUGCUCCUUGAAAUGUUCCAAAAGAAGAAUACAGUUUCCUCACAAAGGGUGCCUUUUAUUGGUAAAAAAAAAGGCCUUGGUGCCCUUGCCCUUUCAAGGGGUGCGUUUUGGCGAUCGUAGCCAAUAACUGUUUUGGUUUAAUCACUGGUCAAUGACUGAAACAACAACCUCGAACGAAGCUUCAGGCCUAGCACUUUGAAGCAAUGGACAUGGAAACCCCAUGUUUCCUCAGAAAAGUUGGAAAACAUUUUGAGACUUGUUGAAGGGUCUAUACCUGGGCCCAACUUCAAAGAGCUGCUCAAGCAGAAAAUAUUGCUUAACAAACUUUCUGCUAAGCAAAACAAUAGCAGGAUACCAGUCCCAAAUUAUAGACGUGACAUUGUGGUUUGGCUGUAUUAACCUGAUUCUGAUGAGAAAUUUGUUGUUGUGCUUAGGUACUUUUUUGCGCUUAAGCUGCUCUUUGAAAUUGGGCCCUGAUUGAAGACCAGUGAUCCUUCUAAGCGGAUUUGGCUGCACGUUAUCAAAAAGACCUUGAAACCUUCUUGACCUAGUCAAGAGAUAAUCUUUGGAGACACCAAGGAUAAGAAAUUAUUUUCAAUUUAAAAGACCUUUAUUUUGCUUUAGAAAAUGGUCCACAGUACUCCUGAAUGUUAGUUUUACUACUACAUCUACCCUUCAACUCAAUGGCACUCUUGGCGUGUGUAAUAUUUUGUAGACAUUGCAAUAUGAGAUUUGUUGGGAUGAAGCUCUUGUGUUAUAGAGAGUACCACUUUACUUGUAUUUAUUUGUUUGUUUUUGUUGUUAUUAUUUUAUCAAAAUAGAGCCUUUGCAUUUUCUUUUCUUUUCUUCCCCCGUUUAUAUUAAGGCAUGCACACAUAACCAAACGCACAUAAUCAAACA
Messenger RNA from Asterias rubens (European starfish), 3392 nucleotides. Its product is annotated as sterol O-acyltransferase 1-like. The transcript is spliced from 15 exons. Bases 442 to 2145 code for a protein of 567 amino acids. Gene Ontology annotation, cellular component: endoplasmic reticulum membrane. Gene Ontology annotation, biological process: cholesterol metabolic process. Lineage: Eukaryota; Metazoa; Echinodermata; Asteroidea; Forcipulatida; Asteriidae. The record is from RefSeq and is a predicted model, not a curated record.